AUGGACCACACACGCGACGAUAAAUUGGUCUUUGAGAGCAGCGAGGAGGUUAGCGUGGCUACGUCAUUUGAUAAGAUGGGCUUGAACGAGGAUUUGAUCAGGGGGAUUUAUGCGUAUAACUUUGAGAAGCCUUCUGCCAUCCAGCAAAGGGCUAUCGUACCUAUAACCAAAGGCAGAGACGUUAUUGCUCAGUCGCAGUCAGGCACCGGCAAGACUGGCAGCUUUGCUAUAUCGGCUCUUCAGGCUAUUGAUACGAAUGUGAGGGAUACACAGGCGUUGGUACUCAGCCCUACACGUGAAUUGGCCACACAAAUCCAAUCCGUGGUCCUCGCUCUCGGUGACUACCUCUCCGUCCAAUGCCACGCUUGCAUCGGUGGUACCAGUGUUGGUGAGGAUAUCCGCAAACUCGACCACGGCCAGCACGUAGUCAGCGGUACUCCUGGCAGAGUAUACGACAUGAUCCGCCGCCGUAACCUCCGCACGCGCAACAUCAAAAUGCUCAUCCUCGACGAGGCAGACGAGCUCCUCAACCUUGGUUUCAAAGAUCAGAUAUACGACAUCUAUCGCUAUCUUCCACCAGCGACUCAAGUAGUCUUGUUCUCAGCCACCCUCCCUCACGAUGUACUCGAAAUGACCACCAAGUUCAUGACUGAUCCUAUCCGCAUUCUCGUUAAGCGCGAUGAGAUUACACUCGAAGGUAUCAAACAGUUCUUCGUCGCUGUUGAAAAAGAGGAGUGGAAAUUCGACACACUCUGCGACCUCUACGACACCCUCACCAUCACACAAGCUGUGAUAUUCUGCAACACGCGCAAAAAGGUCGACUGGCUUACUGAUAAAAUGCGUGAAGCUAACUUUACUGUGAGCGCUAUGCAUGGUGAAAUGCAGCAAAAGGAUAGGGAUGGAAUCAUGAAUGAAUUCAGGGGUGGAAAUAGCAGAGUCCUCAUCACUACUGACGUCUGGGCUCGUGGUAUCGAUGUCCAGCAAGUCAGUCUCGUCAUCAACUACGAUCUCCCAAGUAACCGUGAAAAUUACAUUCAUCGCAUUGGUAGAUCAGGCAGAUUUGGGAUAUUGAGCAGUACUACGCUACUCAAAUAG
Molecule: messenger RNA, 1095 nt
Organism: Wallemia ichthyophaga EXF-994
Lineage: Eukaryota; Fungi; Basidiomycota; Wallemiomycetes; Wallemiales; Wallemiaceae
Product: ATP-dependent RNA helicase FAL1
Exons: 3
Coding region: 1-1095 (364 amino acids)
Cellular component (GO): catalytic step 2 spliceosome; nucleolus
Molecular function (GO): ATP binding; RNA helicase activity; mRNA binding
Source: RefSeq, a predicted model, not a curated record